Molecule: messenger RNA, 204 nt
Organism: Gilbertella persicaria
Lineage: Eukaryota; Fungi; Mucoromycota; Mucoromycetes; Mucorales; Choanephoraceae
Exons: 2
Coding region: 1-204 (67 amino acids)
Source: RefSeq, a predicted model, not a curated record
AUGUUUCAAAAGAUUGUCAACUUCUGGUUCUCUAGCUUCAUUACUGAACGUCUCUUGGCAAGCCCAUUGUUCAACCGCAUGGCUGCAAAGACACACCAACAUGUCUCUACUAUCACUGAAAAAGGUACCAAGACUGGUGGUGACUUUAUGAAGGCAUUCAGAGAAAACCUCGAAAAGGAAGCAAGAAAGAAUGCUGGUAAAUAA